AUGGAAGAUGACAGUGAACCUGAGCAAAGCUCCUGGGCCUACCUACCUGAUGUCUGUCUGAGGCUUGUCUUCCAUUGGUUAGAUGACAGGGACAGAUCUCGGGCUGCCUUGGUCUGUAAAAAAUGGAGUUGCGCCAUGCACUCUGGAUCUCUCUGGAGAUGCAGAACCAUCACCUUCUAUGGCCAACCAUCAAGGGCACGCACAUUGGAGUUUCAAAGUGCACUGUGGUAUACCAAGAAAUUUGGCAAGUAUUUGAAGCACCUUGAGAUCAAGUUAUCGAAUCCUUACAAUACUCCCUUUAUCAAAAAAUUCCAAGUGAUUAUGAGAGGUCUUCUUUCACACCUGGGUAAGUGUAAUAGUCACCUAGUAUCCCUAAGCAUCAAGUACCUAGAAUUAGACUGCUUGAUCUGGAAAAAUGUGGUUAGGGCUCAGUUUAUCAAGAAUUUAGCUGCCUUCCUGAAAAAAAUGAGCAAUCAACUUGAUUAUCUUAACUUGAAAGGAGCAAGAAUAACUUUGGAAGAAGGCUGUGAGCUUCUGAAUUCUCUAAGCAGUUUGACAAAUAGAAGCUUCAUAUCUGAAAUCAAUAUUGAGGAUUUCUUCAGUCUCCACCUUUCUGUCUACAGCAGUGCCUUGUUCCACCAAACUAUGUCUAAGUUCCACAGGCUGACCAUCCUGACUUUCAAUUAUAACUGCAUCUCUGAUGAACUGCUGGACAUCCUGCGGGAGCGCAGCUCUCAUUCCCUGUGCACCUUGAAUAUCAAGUGUCAUAUCCAUGACCCUCACGGGCAAGUGGUCUCAGGAAUGUCAUGGGCAAACUUAGCCAAGAGAGCCCCAAAACUGAAUGUGAACUUCUUCUUUGAAAGAGUCAUGAAGCAUGAUCACCUAGCUAGGAUUCUGCUAGAGGAGAUCCCAGUUAGGAGCAUCAGCCUACGGAGCUGUUAUUUUAGUGACCCAGACUGGACAAUGAGACCUACCCUCACCAACCUUCUCCCAGCUUACUGGCAUGGUCUGCAGAAAUUAACACUUGAAUUAAACAAUGACCAUGAGUUGCUGGACAAUGAGCUGCUACAGCUUAUCUUAUCAUGCAAGAGGUUGUUAUUUCUGAAAGUCUGGGCAUUUCUAAGUGUCAGCUUUAUGGAGAGACUUCUACAAAACCGUGCAGAAAGGAAAUGCAUUUUGACUACCAUAAAGGUCAGGAUUUACACAGCCCAAGACGACAGCACUGAGGAGGAGCGGCUGCUGGCUGAUAUUUACAGGAAAUUCAAGUACCUGAUUGACUCAGAACUUAAUUAUUUUGUCAUCACCUAUCCAAUGGUGUAAACUACAGGAAGAGAAGAACACCCAGUAACAUCUGCAUUAAGGGGUCCUUUGGAGCGCUUCACUAAGGGAUUUGAAUUUUGACAGCAGUGCCUCCAAAAGGGAGUUACCAUUCCAGCAAGAGAGA
Passer montanus (Eurasian tree sparrow) is the source of this 1444-nucleotide messenger RNA. RefSeq names its product F-box protein 39 (gene FBXO39). Gene Ontology annotation, molecular function: protein binding. Lineage: Eukaryota; Metazoa; Chordata; Aves; Passeriformes; Passeridae. Bases 1 to 1320 code for a protein of 439 amino acids. The record is from RefSeq and is a predicted model, not a curated record. The transcript is spliced from 3 exons.